Molecule: messenger RNA, 1764 nt
Organism: Stylophora pistillata
Lineage: Eukaryota; Metazoa; Cnidaria; Anthozoa; Scleractinia; Pocilloporidae
Biological process (GO): positive regulation of JNK cascade; positive regulation of canonical NF-kappaB signal transduction
Molecular function (GO): signaling receptor activity; protein binding
Source: RefSeq, a predicted model, not a curated record
UCAUGCUUAUGAAGCUUAUGUUAGUUCUAAGACUUGAAUUAGUAACUACAGUAUCUAAGAUUCGAGUACACUUCUAGUGUUCCUCAAUUGCUUCAGUACCCAGAGGAAAUAUUUUUCGAUUCAAGAUGGGACAACAAUCUUCUCGUCUGCUGGAACUGAGCUCAACGAAAUUUACGUUAACAGGAUUCAGGCACCAUUCUGACUGCACUAUGACAAGAAGGGACUUCGUUCUCGCACUGUGGUUCUUUAUGCUGGUAUUUACCACUGAAGCAAAUUCCUCCUGCAAUCCGGAACAGGUAAUUUGGACCAACGCCGUCGGAAAGGCAGGAUUUAAAUGCUUGGACUGCCCUUCUUGUCCUCCUGGAUCAGAGCCGUCGGUACCAUGUGGAACCAAAAUUGAAAACUGGACAAGUAUUAGCUGCGUUCCAUGUCAACUGGGCAAAACGUACUCUGACAAAAACGACACAGCUCAUUGCAAGCCCUGCACGGUAUGCUCGGCAGGGAGAGCAAUAUUAAAGAACUGUACCCUUGAGUCAAACAGUCAGUGUAGCGAGUGUGAGGAAGGACUUUAUCCUGAACCUUUGUCGUUUUCAUGUAGGCGUUGUUCGGAGUGUUGUGGAGAUGAAAAAGAUCUUGUUGCAAGUGAAUGCAGAAGAUACAAAUACAAGUGCCAAGUUCGGUCUACGCCGUGCAGCAAAAAAAUCAGGUCUACCAUCUUAGCGCUCGGAUUGAAAAAAACCACGUCUCCUCCAACCAUUGCGUUAAAAGAUCAACCAACAAAUUUAGUUGUCAUGAAGGAAACUAGGUCGUCUAUAAUACCAACUCGGGUCGUUGAUAAGGACGUUCCGACAGACAUGGCAAAAGUCGUGAUAAUUUCGCUUGCAGCAGUUGUAGUUACUGUAGUUUCUUUGAGAACUUUCGUUCAGAUCGUUAUUAGGAAAUGCGGCACACCAAGAGAUACACAGAAGCCUUCCGGAGAGCUGGAAUCGACGAACAUUGAAAAUAGUUCUCCACAAAUCGAAGUACGGUGUGAGGUCAACCGACCAGCUUCACAAUCAAAUGGAUCUAUAUCACUUCCUCUGAAUCCCGUUUUUACUCCAGCAAGUGGAUCAACGACACCUCUUCACAACUGCGGCGAAUCGUCCGGUAAAAGUGGGCCUCCAUUACCAAAAUCCCAAGACUCAGCAUGGUCACAGCCUAAUCGGUCUAGCCCCCCAGCAGAUGUUGAAUACACAGUUGACCCAGACGAUGUGAACCUCGAAGAGCUGGAAGAAAAUCAUCAGGACGUGUUCGACUGGAUGUGCAAUGAGCUUGAUGCCAUGCAAAGAGACCGAUGGGACUUUGAAAGGCUAGCUUUCAGGUACAACAUUCCAUCCACAAUUUCGAAAUCUUUGAAAAAUGCGUUCCAACGCAACGGUAGUCCCUCCUAUGCGUUAAUGGCCCAUUUAAGGGCUAAAUACCCAGAUUUACCCCUUCAUCAUAUUAUCAAGAACUUGAAAAUUAUCGGAAGGAAUGACAUCGCAUCGCGAUUAAGGCCUUACUUGAAGAACAACGUUGUUAGUUCAUUAGCUUAGGGACUUCCGCAAUGAUUGUUUUAACAAUUAAUCAAAAUUGAAUUAAAACACUAUGCAUGUGAGUUUACGACCGGUUUCAGACAGGAGUGAUCGAGAAUGAUUUUUUGAUGCAGCCCAUUUGAUAUGAAAAAAGGCAAAAUUAAACACUGACGUGGAAAUUGAGGAGUGUGGAAAGUGAGGAGUGUGGAGU